Messenger RNA from Adineta steineri, 1173 nucleotides. The record is from the annotation of a GenBank genome assembly. NCBI's taxonomy places the organism in Eukaryota, Metazoa, Rotifera, Eurotatoria, Adinetida, Adinetidae.
AUGGACACUAAAUAUGAAUACGUGGACGAAACGUCCAUCCCACCAUAUUUGAUUUGUAGUAUUUGUCAUUCACCUUUUACCGAUCCACGAUGUACUCCAUGCCAUGAUACAUUUUGUCGCAACUGUAUUACGCGUUGGAUUCUCAAUGAACAACCUUCUUGUCCUCUCGAUCGAAGUGCUCUGACAAUCAACACACUUACACAGGCUCCACAUGUUCUACGCAAUGUGCUUGAUGAACUUCGAGUGAAGUGUAAAGUUUGUGGACAAGCUGAUUUGCAACGAGGCAAAUUUGAUGAACAUGUUCAAAGAAUGUGUCCGAAAACAGCUGUUUCCUGCCCAGCCUCAACUAUCAGAUGUCCAUGGACAGGACAUCGAGAUCAACUCAAUCGACACAUAAGUCAUUGUCACUUUGAACCAGUAAGACCUGUUAUCACGCAACUUAUGAACGAAAAUCAGCAACUGAGAGAGCAAAUAAAUCAACAGAAUACUCAACUAACUAUACGACAAAAUGAAGUUGACCAUCUUAAAGAACUAAUAGAUCAACAAAUUACUCAGAUCGACGCACAUCAAAAUGAGAUUAGACAAAACCAUACGCAAUUAGAUCAACAAACAAUAAAAUUAGAUCAACAAGCAAUAGAAAUAGCUAGACAGCAGCGGGACAAUCAAAGAUUUAAGGAGCAAACAGUACAGUUACAAGCAAAUGCUGUUACAUAUCAACGAGAGCAUGGUGCCAAAGCAAAAGCGCUAAAAGAAGCUCAAGUCGCUUCGACAUCAUUUUUUUGCUGUAUUAUUCUUGCUUUGCUUCUUACUAUUGGUAUUUCUUUUACUGUUGUUGGUGCCCGUCAUGGUAACGUUAAUACUGGUGCUCUUCUUGUUAUUGGCAUUAUUAUUGUAGCUGGUAUUCCUUUUCUUUGUCUUAUAUGCAUAAAUCGUCUACUCAAGAAUGAAUAUCCUUUGAAUGGUGCAGCUGCUGAAAAUAUUGCCUUGAAUUCUGGCCGAUCUGCACAAUAUACUGUCAAUCAAUGGAUGAAAUCGCCUAAGCACCGUGCCAGCAUUCUCAAUCCUAAGUAUAAUCAGGUUGGCAUUGGUGCUAGUCAAAAAAAUCAAAAGAUUUGGUGGACAAUGUUGAUGGCAAGAGGCUCUGAUAAAUGUGUACUCCCAAAAAAAUCUUAA